AUAGAUCUCGAGCUGGCGGCUGAGAUCGGCAAAAAUCUUCUGGAACGAAACAAAGAACUGGAAGUAAUGUUGAAGUCGUCACAUCACUAUCUCGAGGAGCAGUCCAUUAAAAAUGAGGUAAAGAAACUGAAAUAUUCUUUAUGCUUUUAGCGAUGAAAUUUGCUUGUUUUUCAUUCUUGAUCACGUUCUUCUAUCUCCCAGAUUAUAUUCUUACUGGCUCAAUAUACGGUAAUCGCAUAGAUUGAACGCGUGUCUAAUUUGAGAAAGUGGUGGGAAGCAGAGAGAGAAAAGAAAAGAAGUAACUGACCAGAGAAAGACAGUUUAGCCACCCAAAAUUCGAACGGAUUUAUUCGCUCGAACCUUUGAAUUAAGUUGAUAAAAUUUCCGAAAAAAAUUAAACGCCAUUUUGAUUUUUACCUCCGCGUAAGACUGGGGAGGAAAGAAAUCUAUGCUAAGCGGGGGAGCGACGGUCAAAAUUAGGGAGAGGGGAGGAAAUGGGUCACUCCCCCUUACCCCACCGUGCACGUCAACUCUGAAUCAAACAUGCCCGGUCGAAUAAACGAUUGCGAGCUUGUAACUUCAACUCACCCCGUUUGAAGUACACCCAAGCGGAAUAUUAGUACUCCUGGUUGGCGCUUCAUAUUAGGAAAGCGAGAGCGAGCGCAGGCGACUUAGCGACUCAGUCCCGUACCUCGCCCAGGGAAGUCACCCCCCUUCCCCCCAAGCGUUGCGUGACACUCUAAAGACUAUCCCGUAUGUAUACGCUACUUAGGGGAGAAGAAAGAUUUUUCUACAAUUACUUAAUUUGUGUAAAUGAUUAAAAGUGGAAAUUAAUCUUUUCUUAUAAUAAUCAAUGCGCGCUCGUAAUAUAUGUAACUGUUUUGAAAUCUUCAGUUUCUUUCCAAACAACUGGAAACAUUGCGGGAAUUGCAUGAUGGUCAAGUGAAGGCUUGUGAACAAAUGGAAUCCACUGCUUUGGAACUACAGAAUACUAACAAGGAAUUACAAAGUGAGACUGCGGUUAUGAGAAAACGCUACCAAACGCUUGUGCAAACCGUGGACUCCUUGGAAAAUAAGUGCGAUGAGUACAGGGUGCAGUUAGAAGAGCUCCAAAUAGAACGAAUGAGACUUCAGAGGGAGAUGGCCAACAGUCUGUCUCUCAAACUCACUCAGAAGGAGAAUGGGUACGAGUUAGGCAGCGACAACGAGUCUGAUCACACCGAAAAAGACGAGGCAGUUUUAGGUUUUAAGAAAGAUAUUGAAAUUCUCAACGAUAGGAUUAUGAAGUUGAAAAGACAACAUUCUGUUGAGAAGCGUCGAAGGGAAGAACUCGAGGUUGAACUUUCGGAUUUGAUUCACGAAAACCAAACACUUGAUCGGGAGCUUUGUCAUUUUGCGCAACAAGCAAAAUUGUGGCAAGAGCUUGAGAAUGAGACCUCUUGUCUGGCUUUGUCAGUCGAUAGUGACUCGGCACAUACUCGGCAAAUAUCGGAAAGCGUCGAAAAUAUCAGCUUGGUUGACGAUGACUCGUUUGUUCUUAUAGAUGAAGAACUGAAUCGCCAAAGCAGCGCUAUGUCGGAUCAAAGCGAGGUUGAAGUUUUAAGUCCGUCGCAUGAGGCGAAGUCUCCUCUCAAAGAGAACAGCACAUCGUUUUUGUCAGAGCUUGGAAGCCAAUAUCACGAGCUUGUUAGGAAAUACGACUCUCUGGUUGAGAGAUGCAAAAGCGAAGGAAUUGUUCAAGAUAUAGCUCCGAUUCCGACAGUACAGCGUGCGAUUCAAACUUCGCCACUGGACGAGGAACCCGACGUUCGAUUUGAAGAAAUAGGUUCACAAAAUAUUUCACGGCAAAACAGCUUAUCAGGGAACGGAAGGGAAUACAAGCAACUCUUCGCACAAAUCUACUCCAAAAUAGAGGAAUCCAAAACUUUUAAACCGGCAGACAGAAGCGAAACUAAGGAGUGA
This is a messenger RNA of Pocillopora meandrina, 1962 nucleotides long. The record is from the annotation of a GenBank genome assembly. Lineage: Eukaryota; Metazoa; Cnidaria; Anthozoa; Scleractinia; Pocilloporidae.